AUGUCCACCGUUUAUCAGAGCCUUUUUGCCAAGAACGUCUUCGUCCAAUUUGUUCGUAGGACGCACACUGCUUCUUUAGCCGCCAAGUCUCAACUUGUAUUUCCACCUGUCUGCGGUGAAUGCAUUGUACCCUCAACCUGCGCCCUCAAUUCCUGCACACCUGUGCAGCCUGUACGGUCAGCAUCAACUUUGAACGCUCGUCCGCGUCUUCAGCAGGCAGAACUGGCAGACAGUGCCAACGCAUCGCCAGAGGUCUUUGACUACACCGCGUUCUUCGAGGAGCAGUUGGAGAAGAAGCGGACAACAGCGACGUAUCGUGUGUUCCGACGAAUCCUCAGAGACGUCAAUGACUACCCGUUCGCGGACGACUUUUCUACCGGUGAACCUCAACGAAUCAACGUCUGGUGCUCCAACGACUACCUUGGAAUGAGCAGGCAUCCUAAAGUUCGCGAAUGCGCAAGAAAUGCAAUCGAUCGAUUCGGUGUGGGCUCCGGGGGAACGCGGAACAUCUCCGGCAACACCCUCUUGCACGAGGCCCUGGAGCACGAGUUGGCGAGCCUUCACGGCAAGGAGUCGGGCCUCGUCUUCACGAGCUGCUUUGUCGCCAACGAGGCUGCCCUCUACACCCUCGGCACGCUGAUUCCCGGUUUGAAGGUCUUCUCUGAUGCCGGCAAUCACGCCUCCAUUAUCCACGGAAUACGAACUAGCAAGGCGGCCAAGUACAUCUACCGUGAGAAUGAUGUUGGCCAUCUUGACGAUUUGAUGGGAUCCCAUGCCUCACCGGAGAACCCCAAAUUGGCGGUUUGUGAAACUGUCCACUCAAUGAGUGGCGAUAUUGUUCCACUGGCGGGGUUCCUGGACGUCAGCGCUAAGCACAACGCCCUCACCUUCGUCGACGAGGUGCACGCGGUGGGGUUGUACGGUGCGCAUGGCGCGGGUGUUGCAGAAGAGCUUGGCUGCAUGCACCGCAUCGAUGCGAUCACCGGCACUCUUGGCAAGGCUUUUGCUAGCAUCGGCGGCUACCUGGUUGGGGACAGAGUCCUUGUUGAUACCAUUCGUUCCUACGCAGGCGGUCUCAUUUUCACGACGUCGUUGCCUCCGCCGGUGUUGGCGGCAGCCCGAGCCAGUGUCGCCAUUCUGGCAUCCUCGGAGGGACGCCAGCUCCGAGCUGAGCACAAAAAACGCGUUGCGAUCGUGCGUCGACGUCUGCAGGAGGCUGGGCUGCCGGCCGCAGACGUGCCCUCACACAUUAUACCCAUUUUCGUGGGGGACGCAGGAGUGUGCAACAGCAUUUCUGAGGAUCUGCUGAGGAACCACCAGAUAUAUCUACAAUCGAUAAACUACCCAACUGUAGCGAAAGGCACUGAACGUCUUCGCCUGGCACCAUCUCCCUUCCACACCGACAAAAUGACCGAUGCGUUGGUUGAUUCCUUGGUGAAGGUGUGGCGGGCACAUCGACUUCCUCUUAAACACUAA
Mesocestoides corti is the source of this 1476-nucleotide messenger RNA. Lineage: Eukaryota; Metazoa; Platyhelminthes; Cestoda; Cyclophyllidea; Mesocestoididae. The record is from the annotation of a GenBank genome assembly.